AUUGUCUUCAACCACAUUGCCUGAUGGCAGCCCUGACAUCUCCCCGCCAACUUCCUCAACUGAACCACCACCGGCUCCGACCUACUCAUGUACUCCCUCCUACUUCCGAGCCUCUUCUGAUUCCCAUCAUACAAUGGUAACUCGUGCCCAAACAGGAUUAAAAGGAAAGCUGAUGGCACGAUCGAGCGCUACAAAGCUCACCUAGUUGCAAAAGGAUUUCUGCAAGAAGAAGGCAUUGACUUCUUCGACACAUUCAGUCCUGUGAUCAAACCCACCACCAUUCGGGUUGUUCUCAGUCUUGCGGUCACUCAGAACUGGCAUCUUCGACAAGUUGAUGUGAACAAUGCUUUUCUCAAUGGUGACCUCAGUGAAACCGUCUAUAUGGACCAACCUCAAGGGUUCAUUUCACGUGACAAACCAACUCAUGUUUGUCGCCUCUCCAAGGCUCUCUACGGACUCAAACAAGCACCGCGUGCUUGGUUUCACAAGCUCCAAUCGUCUCUUCAUCACCAUGGCUUCAAAAAUUGUAUUUUAGACUCCUCUUUAUUUAUCAAACGGGAUGAUCAGGAUGUUGUUUAUGUCCUAGUCUACGUUGACGACUUAAUUAUCACUGGUUCCAAUGUCAAAUUCAUAGAUGAGUUUGUUCAGCACUUCAAUACCACAUUCUCCUUAAAGGACUUGGGCACUCUUCAUUACUUCCUUGGGAUUGAGGUUCUCCGCACUCCGUCUGGUAUUCUCUUAUCCUAAAAGAAAUAUAUUCAUGACAUACUAAACAGGUGUCAUAUGGCCGAUGCCAAACCUAUCUCUGCUCCAGCAGAGCCUGCUUCACGGUUACAAGCCACUGGUGACCCAUUUUCGGAUCCUCACUUAUAUCGCAGCAUUGUGGGUGCCCUGCAGUACGUCACUAUUACACGCCCAGAGAUCUCUUAUUCGGUUAAUCGUGUAUGUCAGUUUAUGCAUAAACCAACCCUUACGCAUUGGUCAGCGGUUAAGAGGAUCUUACGGUACUUAAAAGGUACAAUAUCAAAUGGCCUUGCAUUUGGGAAAAUGCGUGAUUCCAGCCUUGUCACAUUCACCGACGCUGGCUGGGCGUCUGACCCAGAUGACUGCCGCUCCCAGCAUGGCUUCUCAGUGUACUACGGAGGAAAUCUCGUCAGUUGGUCAUCACGCAAACAACAAGUUGUCUCUCGCUCUAGUACCGAAGCCGAAUACCGAGCUAUUGCUUUUGCAGCGGCCGAGCUCAUAUGGAUACGUCAACUGCUCCAGGAAAUGGGCACUCCGUUCACUCCACCACCAAUUAUUCUUUGUGAUAAUCUCAGUGCAACCUUCCUCACUGCCAACCCCGUCUUUCAUCAAAGAUCCAAACAUAUCAAAAUUGAUUUUCAUUUUGUUCGGGAGCAAGUUCAGUCUGGUGCACUCGUAGUUCGCCAUGUUCGGUCCAUCGAUCAGGUUGCUGACAUAUUCACAAAGGCAGUGGGCACUACACGAUUUCAAGCUUUGUGUCGUCGUCUUCUUGUUAGAUCGCCUCG
This is a messenger RNA of Cuscuta europaea, 1529 nucleotides long. The record is from the annotation of a GenBank genome assembly. NCBI's taxonomy places the organism in Eukaryota, Viridiplantae, Streptophyta, Magnoliopsida, Solanales, Convolvulaceae.